Messenger RNA from Pelagomonas calceolata, 4173 nucleotides. The record is from the annotation of a GenBank genome assembly. Lineage: Eukaryota; Pelagophyceae; Pelagomonadales; Pelagomonadaceae.
AUGUCCGCCAUGGAGCGCACCGAUCUGCAGCACCCGGAAACGUGGACGAUGGACCAGGAGGACAAGAACGACGUGGCCGGCCGCUGCCUCGCGGGCCUCCGCGCACAGGGCAUCCCGGCGACGCGCGUGCUGCUGGACCCCACGAAGCUCAAGGGGGGCUACAUCUGCGACACGAUGCGCGUGAAGAUCUUUUACGACACCGUGCGAAAAAUGUCCCCAAAGGCCACCGGCAAGGGCGCGCGCGGGUGGGUGUCGGAGCGGCCGGCGACCGCCAUCCUCAAGAUCGCGUCGCCGGCGUCGGCCGACCACGACGUGGCGAUGCGCCUGCGGCUCUACGAGCGCGAAUGGCACUUCUACGAGCAGCUGAGCCACCGCGUGACGAUCCGGGUGCCUCGGUAUCUCGGGUCCGUCAAGGACACGGAGACGGGGCUGACGACCGAGGGCGUGCUACUCGAGGACCUCGAAGUGCCCGGGGCGGUCCUUUGCCCGCAGCUUGACGACGCCGGCGUCAUGUUGACGAUCCAACACGUCGCCAAGCACCACGCGACCUUCUGGAACGCGCCGGAGCUCGCGAGCGGCGCGCUCGGCGUCAAGCCGCACAACGGGCCGUGGUACCAGCCGGGCUGGGGCGACGAUAUCGCCGCGUACUGGCCCCGCUUCGUGCGCAAGUGGGAGAAGCCGGACGCGCGACGCAAGCUCGAGCUUCCGCCCGAGGCUUUUGUCGCGGGCGAGGCCAUCAUGAACGGCUUUGCGUGGAUCCAGGACGAGCUGAGCAAGAAGCCCCACACCUUCAACCACGGCGACGUGAAGCCGCCCAAUAUGUUCAUGAUGCCCAACUCGGUACCCGCGUUCAUCGACUGGCAGUACACAGCCGUCGGCAAGGGCUGCCAGGAUAUUUUAUUCUUCCUCAUCGAGGGCUACACGAUUGAAGAAUGCCGACGCCUCGAGCCUCUCGCCAUGAAGCACUACCACGCCGCGCUCGUCACCUACGGCGUCAAGGACUACUCGUCCGAGGACCUCCGCCGCGACUGGAAGCUCGCGGCCAUGCACUUUCCUUUCUACGUCGCCAUGUGGUUCGGCACGACGCCCGACGAGUCGCUGGUCGACCCGGACUUUCCCCGUCGGUACGUUCCGCGGGCCUUCGACUGCAUCCUUCGAAACAAGGCCCACGAGCUGCUCGCGGCCGCUUCGACCAUGUCGCGGUCGCCGUCCGACGUCGUCGGCGUGCCCCCCGGCGCGACUCUCGAGUCGCUCGCGGCGGACCUCCACGAGGCCAGGGCGAGAAUCAAGCGGCUGACGAUUGAACGGGAUAGAUUGAAAAACACGCUCGAGAGCGUGAAGGCAGCGGUGGCGGGUGCGGCUAUCUAAGAGCGGGAUCAGAGCCGCGGUUGCCACUAUUCGGUGCCGCAUACACGUAGGCCAGCUGCUGGCGGAUGGCUGGCCAGUGACGGGUUGAGUUAAAAACUAGCAACAACAAAUCAUGCGAUUCCAGCUAGGCCGGUCGAAGAUUAGGCUAUUCAACGUGAGGUCAUUCUCUAAGUCAUCCGACAUCGAGCCACGCCGGUUAUUCCCGCAACCGUGCCCGCGCCCGCCGGACGCGAUUCCGCGCUCCCCUGCCGACGGCCCGCGCGCGCGCGACGGCCGCGGCGGCGCGCGACCGCGUCGCGGUCCCAAGGACGCCCCGGAGGCGCCGCAGCAAUGAACGUGCGGACGCGAGCUCGGUUUCGAGCUCGGCGCCGCGCUGCUCGGCGGCCUCGGCGGCCGCGCGCUGCGCCUCGACGCGCGCUUCCUCGCGCGCGAGCCGCGCCGCAGCGAGCGUCGCGUCGGCGGCCGCGCGCUCGCGAGCCGUCUCCGCCGCGGCUUCGGCGGCGCGCUUCGCGACGCGCUCGGCCUGUGUGGAAAUCAAAAUUUUACGGCGCUUUCGUGCUGAAUCGUCGCGUCGUCCUCCCCGCCAUCGACGCGACGCCUGCUCGAUGGCGUGGCAAUGCCGGUUCCUCACCGCUCGACCGAGCUAGGAUGGCCGGGUCGUCGCGCACCCGACGCACUGCUUGAUUUCCACACAGGUCCAUGCGUCGGCCGCCGCGCGCGCCGCCGCCGUCUCGGCCGCGGCCGCGCGCAGGCUCCCGGCGCCGCCGGCGAACACGAGCGCGGCGACGUCGGCGACGCUGCUGGCAUCCUUUGCGGCGGCCACGGCGGCGUCCCUGAAUCCGCGGAGACUCGUCUGGUAGGACUCCUGCGCGCGCUCGGCGAGGUCUGCCUGUUUCCGCAGGACCUCCUGGAGCCCCGCGUUGUCGCGCCGCGCCGCGGCGACGCGCGCAAGCGCCGCGUCGCGGCGCUCGUCGCUCUCGGCCGCCGCCGCCGCCGCCGCGUCUGCGCGCGCGGCCGCGUCGGCCGCGGCCCGCUCCGCCUCGCGAAGCUCUCGGUCUCGCGCGGAGAGUUCAGCCUCGAGCUCGGCGACGCGCUUGCGCGCCGCCCGCGCCUCGUCCUGGGCCGCCUCGAUCGCCUCGACCUCGGCCUCGCGUUCCGCCAGGAAGGCCGCCCGUUCGCGCUCGAGCUCGGCCAGCGCCGCGCGCGCUUCGGCGAGCUUGCCGUCGGCGGCUUUCGCGCGCGCCUCGGCGGAGUCGGCGCGGGCCGCGGCCGCCGCGGCCUCGUCCCGCGCCGAGCGCUCGAGCCUCGCCGCUCUUUCUACAAGAAGGACCGCUUUCUCGGCCGCGGCCUCGACGCCCUCGGCCGCCGCCGCCGCCGCCGCCUCGGACGCGGCCACGCGCUCCGACAACGCGAUCGCCUUCGCCGCGACCUCCGCGGGGGUCCCGUACAUGGCCGCGCUCACAAUCUCGCGCACGUUGGGGUCUACCUGCUCUUCUUCUGCACGUCGUAGCGGUAGCAGGCGCCGGGUGGGCUUUGGCAGGCUCACCAGGGCCUCGGCCCAGGCGGCGAACCAGGAGACGUAGAGCAGGCGCAUUGCAAGCACGAUGCGUUCACGCCCUGAGCUGGGGUGUUAUACGUCUUACGCGCGCGCAGAAUCGAGGAAUCGCGGCCUAGUGAGGAGAGCCACACGCUGAGAGCCCAAGCCAAUAUAUACCCUAGCUCUAGUUUUAGCUGUAUAGCUAUAGUCAAAUCGGGUUUUCGGGUCGGAGCUUUCCCAGAUAGCUAUCCCCCGCGAGCGUGUACGUAUGCUUGCUGCCGGUCGUAGAAGCGUGCGUCGUCGUCGCCGUGCCCGGGCGCGUUGGUGAAGUCCGGGUUGCCGCCGACGAGCCGGAGGCCGUCGAUCUUGAUCCGGGCGUACUCGCGCGCCGUCUUGAGCCAAGGGUUUUCAAGAGAAAAACGGGGUUCCCCACCUUAUAUAUCAUUUCUGAAGGUGCGAGUGGCACGCACCGUAGGUAUCGUGACGCUGUCGCGGUAUCUGCCGCGGUCACGGUACCCCUAGCAACCUCGAAAGAGACUCAGACUGCCCCGUCCGAGUCACGGUUUUUCACGGUACUCGACGGUCGCGACGUUAGUGUUGGGAUGAAAGUUAUACUAAAGGACAAUGCCAAUAGAAUGUCAAACAGCAAGUAGACUGACUCAAUAUUAGUCUAAAUAUUAGGGGAGAGUGUCUAGGGAGAGUGGGGAGAUAUACUACUAGAGGGUUCUCUAUAGCGCAGUACUUUACUUUAUUAUCAUGAUGAUGAUGACAUCAUAGCGAAAUGAGAGCGCGUGCCCCGCGUAAAGCACGGCAGUGCGUCCACUAUCAUCGACGGUCACGUGGCCCACGCCUUCGGUGUAUAUCCGCGGGAGGUCGCGCAUAGCAUCAACCAGUUCCCGCGAUUGCUACGGGUGGCGCGAAACGUCCCGGCGAAUCGUACGACGCUCCUCGUGCACGACACGCGGCUCUGGCGCGAAUGGGUCGGGCUGCUGCGACGCCGGCGAUUAAUUCCCGACGCGCUCAGAAUUCAAUACGUCCCCGUCCACAGGACAGGCACGACACUGUUCCGGACGAAGAACCCGGCCGACAAGCUAUACUUUGCGGGCGAGGCGGUCCCCGUCUUUCCCGGCGGCGCGCGACGUUCAGGCGGCUGGUACACGCUCGAGGAAGAAACGUGCUCGUUUCAGCUCGCGCUGAACCGGAGUUACGUGGGCCGCCUCCUCGCCGCGUGCCCCGACCCCGCCUGGCAGCAAUAUCGUCACACCUAG